GUGGAACAAAAAUACGUGGAUGUUAAUCGAAAUUUAAUUUGGAGGAAGAAAACAAGAGGGAAAUGAAUAAGAGCGGACCUCUCUAAACCCCUACAUCCAACGGCCAAUAUUACCUCUCCGCCAAAACCAGAUCUAAUCUCGACCGUCCGAUAUCCCCUAUAAUAAAAACCUCUUCACCAGUCUUCUCUUUCUCUCCUUUUCCCUCUUUUCCUGCUCCCUCUACUCAGCUCCGCCGCCACUCGACUUCCUUCUCUUCCUCCGGGGGAGCCGCUUCUUCAGAGGGCCGACGGUCGUUCCCUACCUCCGUUUGAGAAGCGGUCUUCCGAGGUUAUCAGAUCGGCGUCUCGUCGUUUCGUCCCCGAUCUCGAUCUGUCUCUGUAAUCCUCUUGCCAGGUGCUUGUUGGACUCUAAGAUCAGCUAUGGCGAGUGGAAUGGGAAUGAAACUCGAGAAAUCUGAGCCCAUUCAAGCGGGAUUGAAGCCCGAACCUCCAAGUAAAUUGGCUGAGCUUGACGUGGGUUUUGGAAAAGAUGGGAAACCAUCUGAUUCCCCUGCCUCCGUUCCCAAUGCAGCAACUAUUACUUCUGGGACAAAGGGUGAAAAUGGCCAUGAUUCCAAUGGGAAGCUUGAUGUCUACAAUCCACCAACAAAUGGCUAUGGUUAUUACUACCCAGGAUAUGGAGGACCCUAUGGGCAAUUGGAUGAUCAAGGAUUUUUCCAGACUGAUGGUUCCAUUGCACAGGGCAUGCAGUCAGAUAAUGGUUCUCUUGUCUACUUCUAUCCUGGCUAUGAUCCCUAUUCUACUGGGGCAGUUUUGGGCGUCGAUGGGCAAACUGUUGGUCAGCAACCCUAUUAUUCAUCUACUGGAUAUCUACAAAACCCAAUGUCAUAUGGAUCUGAAGCGUUGUCUUAUUAUCCUUGGGAUUCAACUUACAUGGGAAAUAUGCCAAAUGGUAAUGGUGCCUACGGUAAUGGAAAGUAUGGUCCCGGAUCUAAUGGUCUGAGUAAGUCCAACGGCUUGAGCACUACUCAACCAAAUGGAAACCUUGGAAGCAAGUUUCCUAAGGGUACAAAUACACAACCAACCAGACCACUAAACAAGGUUCCUCCUCUGGGUUCUGAAUUUUCAGCUGGCUAUUUUAAAGGGUAUCAACCUAUGGGGAAAUUUUCCCCAUUUAAUGGCCAAAAGCAAGUACCUUUCUCUCCAAACGGUUUCGUGAACUACAGACAAAAUGGAAGGAUGUGGAAUGGUAACUAUAGAAACAAGCCCAGAGACAGAACAUCGAAAAAUGGUGAUUUUGAGAAUGCUACUGAACUAGCUUGUGGCCCUAGGGCGUCCAACAGAAGUACCCCAUUGGAUCCUUCUGCGAAGAAAGAAGACCUGGAAGUAACAGCAUGUGGCGACCAGUACAACCUUCCGGAUUUUGAAAUCGACUAUGCAAAUGCCAAGUUCUAUGUCAUCAAAUCAUACAAUGAAGAUGACAUCCACAAAAGCAUCAAGUACAAUGUGUGGGCUAGUACACCGAAUGGAAACAGAAAGCUUGAUGAGGCAUUCCGCACUGCACAAGAAAAAUCCAGUGAGCCUGGUGGUACAAAUUGCCCAAUAUUUCUCUUCUUCUCGGUAAAUGGGAGUGGUCAGUUUGUUGGGUUAGCUGAAAUGAUUGGACAAGUGGACUUCAACAAGGACAUGGACUUUUGGCAGCUCAACAAGUGGAAUGGCUUCUUUCCAGUCAAGUGGCAUGUAGUUAAAGACAUUCCUAACAAUCAGUUGAGACACAUCAUACUCGAGAACAAUGAACACCGACCUGUAACUUUUAGCAGGGACACCCAGGAGAUUUUGAUGAAGCAAGGUUUAGAAAUGUUGAGUAUUUUCAAGACCUACUCGCCUAAGUCAUCGUUGUUAGAUGACUUCACCUUCUAUGAGACGAGGGAGAAGUCUGUCAAUGCAAAGAAGAACGUUAAGGCUACUACCGGGGAAGCAGAAACACUCGAGAAUGGUGAUAUCACAAAGGAUGCCAAAACUGGAGAAGAGAGAUCCGAAGAUGAUGUUAAGACUGGGAAGGGCGCUAACAGCCCCUCAAGUCUUGCUGAUCUAACUAAGAACCUCUCCCUAAAUGGCUGCAAUCUAAAGGAGAAUUCUGUGAUGAAGCCUAUCGAGAACGGGCUCCCAGCUGUUGUCGUUGUUGCUGCUGCUGCACCAUAGGAGACUGACGUAUGGGGAAUUAGAAAAAGCUGUACCAGUAGUAGUUUUUAUAGUUUUUUGCCAAUGUUAUAGCUCGAUCCAGAAGCGUUCCUUGUCUGUCCCCCUCCAAUGUGUUCUUUUGUCAUCUGAUUCCCUCUGUUCAUUUUGUUUCAGUUUUUCUUCUUUCAUGUUGUAAGCCAGUUUUCAUAGGCUUUUAAAGUUUUUUUUCUGGUCCUUAGAUGAGUAAUGUGUUUUGGCUUUCAUUUUAGCGGAAAUGCUUUGGUUUUAAGACUCUGUUAGGGAGCAGAUGAUUUUGUGGUGUCUAUUUUGGCCAUUUACAAUUUCCAUCCUUUUCUUUAUCAGUCUUCGGUUUUGAGCUCAAUUUUUCUUCAAUUUUAGUUAGGCCGUCGCUCGAGUCGACCUAGUUAUGCAACCGAGUUCUUCUUUAUCCAUUGUGAGUUGUGACUUGAUGAUCAUAUGGUGCAUAGCUGGAUCGGUUUGUUGGUUAUUUCGAUCAUUUCGUUUGCAAUGAUUCUAGAAUGAGUUGUAAGAGUGAUGGCAUGAACUUGAAUAUCUUUGUGCUAGCACAAAUUAGAGAGGGAACAAAAGCUUUCGAGG
Linum tenue is the source of this 2798-nucleotide messenger RNA. The record is from the annotation of a GenBank genome assembly. NCBI's taxonomy places the organism in Eukaryota, Viridiplantae, Streptophyta, Magnoliopsida, Malpighiales, Linaceae.